AUGGCUUCUAAGGUCGUCACCGUGGGGCCUCUCUACCAAGGCCCCGACAUCAACAGAAUCCCACUAAGGUCACAGCCAUCCCAAAAGCCAGCCGUCCCCCCAAAACCCCUGGUCCCCUCCAAGUCCAAACUCACCACGAUCGAGGCCAAGAGGAUCAUGACCGUCCUGGAUGAGACCAUCUACAAAGUGGAGCUGGUGACGCUGCUGUCGUAUGUAGCGUCCAACCCGGAGGUCACAGAGGGGGUCCUGGGGGAGGAUGUGGCGGCCAUGAUCCGAGAGCACCAGGACCUCUGUGAGCUCCUGCUGGACGCUGCCAGCCACCUGCAGGAGCAAGAGCAGCAGCUGCUGCAGGAGGAGGACGAGGCCGAGGGCGAAGGCUGGCUGCAAGCCCGCCGCUCCUCCCUGGAGAUGCAGAAGGCCAGCCUCCUGCCGCUGCUGCAGCAGAUCCGAGACUCCACCAGGAACGUGCUGAGGGUCCUGCUCAGCAGCCCCCAGGUCGCCAGCUUCCUGCAGAUGCAGACACAGGGCCGCAGCGCGGAGGCUCAGUCGUUCAUCGACAACCUCCUGGAGCUCCGGGGUUUCCUGUUUGAGAAGCUGCUCACCAGCCCCAUGGAAGCAAGGGAGAAGGCCCAGUUCAUCCAGGACGUCAGCAGGCGCAACCGGAGGAACCAGGAGAUGAUCGACAUUCUGGAAAACGAGCUGGCAGUGGGGAUGAAGAGGAGGAAGGCAGAGGUGGAGAAGGAGAACUUCGUGAUCCAGGAACUGAAGAACCACUUGCACCAGGUGCUCAAGUUCUCGGAGAACAACCUGGCGCGCAUCAAGCAGGAAGCCGAGAAGCAGCAGAAGGCAGACGCGCGGGCCUCGCAGGCCAGGCUGGCCAAGAUCCAGCAGGACAUUCUGCUGCUGCGCAUGCAGUUCAACAACCUGGUCACCGAGAACCGGGAGGCAGAGCAGGCGCUGAGGAAGAAAAAGUAUAAAGUGGAGACGGAAGUGGAGAACUGGAUCCAGAAAUAUGACACAGAGAUGAGUGAGAAGCAGGAGGAGUACGAGGACCUGGAAGUCGUCCACAAGGAGGAGAAGGCCCAGCUAGAGGAGCUGAAGCGGAAGCACGACGUGCUGGUGGAGGAGUACUCCCAGAUCCGCACGGAACGCGAGAUCCUCUCCAAGAAGAGGAUGGAGGCGGAGCACGAGAUGGUGCGCAUGGUGCGCGCGGCCACAAUCAUCCAGGCCGUGUGGAAGGGCUACCUGGUCCGCUCCAUGCUCCGGUCCAAGAAGAAGAAGCGGGCCAAGGCCAAGGGCAAGGACAAGGACAAAGGCAAGGGCAAGGGCAAGGGCAAAGGCAAGAAGUGA
Messenger RNA from Ochotona curzoniae (black-lipped pika), 1350 nucleotides. RefSeq names its product IQ motif containing D (gene DRC10). The transcript is spliced from 4 exons. The record is from RefSeq and is a predicted model, not a curated record. The coding region runs from base 1 to 1350 and encodes 449 amino acids. Gene Ontology annotation, molecular function: protein binding. Lineage: Eukaryota; Metazoa; Chordata; Mammalia; Lagomorpha; Ochotonidae.